Messenger RNA from Saccostrea cuccullata (small rock oyster), 1439 nucleotides. RefSeq lists its product as uncharacterized. The record is from RefSeq and is a predicted model, not a curated record. The coding region runs from base 28 to 1035 and encodes 335 amino acids. The transcript has 2 exons. Lineage: Eukaryota; Metazoa; Mollusca; Bivalvia; Ostreida; Ostreidae.
UUAAGAUGUUUCUGAUAUAUUGAAAUCAUGGAUGCUACAACUGAGUAUGAAAUAACUGAACCUGUAAGUUUAGGAUUAAAACGAAGAGGAUCAGACAACGAAAAGAGAGAAACAAAGACAAAACUACGGAGAAGAUCGGUCCAGAGACGUUAUUUUUUAAGAUCCAAGGCCCACAAUGAAAAGUUGAACAAGGAAUUGAAAGUAAUAGAUAUUUCUAAGAAUUUGAUUACUCAAUCAUUGCAAAGCGAAUCACUGCAAAGCGAUUUCUCAUACUCGCCAAGUACCCCUAUCAAGGAAACUGCUACAGGAAGUAGUAAUGAAAAGACCGACUCGCGCAUUGGUAGAGGUUCAAUAAAGUAUUCGAAAGAAAAGAAACAGACGAUAGAAGAAAGAGAUUGGUCAACAUUUCCAAUCUUUGGGAGUACACAGGAAGUGGAUAAAGAUGAAUCACAUGGGAUUUACACGGAUGAUGGGAACAGCAAAGAAAAUUCUGAUGCAUUAGAUGAGCAGAGAUUUCAGGAAAUUAAAAAUGAUGAAGAGAACAGCGACGACGAAAAUUCUAUUACAUCAGAACCAGUUAUAAAUGAUGAGAGAGGCACAAAGCAGGAGCUUAGUGAAUAUAUUUACAGAAUCCUUCGAUUUGAUGAAAAUUGUCAAAAUGGACUGCGCCCAAAGAACAUAUUUUCAGGAAUAAGUCUACAGCAACACGUAGAAAGGGGGAGUAAAGGUCAGGAAUCGAGGUAUAUUUCCUGCUGUAAAACACUUGAUGGCAUAGAGAGGCUUGGAGGCCUAACUAAUGAGUAUCAAAGAGUUAGAGAGGUGGUACAGAUAAAUAUCACGAAGCUUAAAGACAGAGCCCGAAUUAUAGAUCUGACCAAGGAGGAAAUACGAGAACGUCAUAUUUCACGAUAUUCUACAGCAUGGGGAUUUGCCGAAAAAUUUGAGGAAGUGAAUAUAGACCCAACGUCACAUGUUCCUUCAGAAUGUGUGGAGAAAAUUGGUGUCGUUCACAUGAGAAGGUUUAAGAAAACAUAAAGUGUUGCUCCCCUACCGCCAUGAGAAGACAUGUUACAUACUUUACAAGAUGACUAAGCGAAAGGAAAUGCAUAAUGUUUUUUUUUGGGGGGAGGGGGAGGGGACCGGCCCACGUGUAGGUUUAAAUAAAAUUUCAGAUUUUCUGGAAAGCCAUACCUGCAACUGAAUAAUCAUCUCUUCACUAGUCUUACUGAAAUACAUGUAGCUCUCUAGCGCCACGAGUUUUGUCUUGUUUAAAUAAGAAAAUGGUAUUAAAAUCAGUUUCAUAGAACAUUGAAUAGUAAAAUACGCUGUCAUCUUGGAAACACUCUAGGUCCUCUGUUGUGUUUAUCAAUAUUUUCUUCCCAUGAUGACCUCGGAGUUUCGCAAAAAUUCGACCGUCAUAAGUCAUUAGGUGUCAUGGU